Messenger RNA from Theileria equi strain WA, 1210 nucleotides. RefSeq lists its product as hypothetical. The coding region runs from base 24 to 1052 and encodes 342 amino acids. NCBI's taxonomy places the organism in Eukaryota, Apicomplexa, Aconoidasida, Piroplasmida, Theileriidae. The record is from RefSeq and is a predicted model, not a curated record. The transcript has a single exon.
AGAUUCCGUUUAUAGACCUAAAUAUGUUCGACGAGUCACCUGGGUCUUCCCCUGAGAAAAUUAUAAUCACACUCACACCUUCUAUAGUUUUAAGAUACCCGGUGCUACUUGUAAGCCAUCGUUUGGCCGUCGUAAAGUUCCAGAGGUCUCUAUGUGAUGUUUACUCAACUAGCGACGGUUUUUGGAAGGAGUUUGUUUCUCUACAAGUUGGUGGAAUAUCGUAUGCUUAUGGGCUAAUAUUGGCGAAGGAUUUGGCAAUCUCGAUAUAUAGAAAGGAAGGAAUCUCAGGCUUUUUUCGCGCCUUUCCAGAGUAUUUGGGAUACCUACUGACAAAAGACAUUUUGAAUUAUGUUAUACCACACUAUAUAACACCAAAGGUCCGGUAUUGUAGCGAUGUUCUGGCCAAUAGGUUGACCGAUCAUGACCUCUUUGGUGUGCGUUCCCACCUCAUUCAAAACUAUCGCUAUUCCAUUGUUACUGCCUCCAGAGAUGACAUACAGAGGCAGAUCAUCGAUUUCUAUAUUGGAGAAAUUAAAAAUAGCAAGAGCGAAAUCAUCACGGUAGUCAUAGUUGAAAUGCUGACCUAUCCCCUAUUGACUGUGAUCUCAAGACUUAUAAUCUACGAUGGAUGCAUUCCUGUGAAUGCCGUAAAGUUAUUUAAACGCAUUCUGGUGGUUGAUGGCUUCUCUUCCUUCUAUCAAGGCUUUAUUCCUCACCUUUUAGGUAAGGCAGUCAUGUACACAUCAAAGACAUUUAACAAGUUUAUACAUCAAAGUUUAAUGUCAGACCAGGACUGUAACUCUAUCUUUGAACAGAUAUUCCCAGUGGUUUUGACAAUAGCAAAUGCCAUAGUACAGCAGCUAUCGCUCGUCAAACGUUGUGGAUCGCAAGCUGAUGGCUUCUGUAUCAAGGAAACCAACUAUAAUCUACUCUCCCAAAUGCCAUGGCUUAACAUUGCACUUCAAUUGGCUGUAACAAUCGGACUUUUGCAGCUCAAAGAUCAACUGUUGCACGAGCACAUUAUGAAUACCAUCGACCGUGAGCUACACUAGCAACUAUAGAAGAGAUUCUUGCAGUGCAAAAUUUUUGUAAACGUCUACAAAAUGGUAAAAACAACUGGCUGCUAUUAUGGCCGAAAUGUCACGAAUCAACAUGUGCACCAACAAACCGCUGAGAAAUACCGCUGAAUCACCGGAAGGCUCAAGUGGCU